Molecule: messenger RNA, 1203 nt
Organism: Puccinia triticina
Lineage: Eukaryota; Fungi; Basidiomycota; Pucciniomycetes; Pucciniales; Pucciniaceae
Exons: 5
Coding region: 1-1203 (400 amino acids)
Source: RefSeq, a predicted model, not a curated record
AUGUUGACCGGAGACCCGGGGCACGGAAGACGCGGCGCGAUCUUCAAGCGGGCCCGCUCCGAGCCCACCAUCCAGCGGCCAGCCAAACAAACACCACGAGGCUCGGCCAUGUUUGUUAUGACCCCUUUCACUCAACUUCCACUCCCCUCGGUCCUCAUCGGCUCUUCAAUCCACUCAUCGCCAUCCGCCUUCACCCUCAUCAAUCUUCCAGUCCAUCCCGGGUUCGCUGCGACUUGCCCCGCGUCUCACCGCCAGCCGCCCACCACCGUCCCGUCUACCGAGUCUCAGUCCUCCGGCAUGCGUACUGUCAGGCGGCCCCUCCAUUCGCGCGUCUGCUUGGCCGCCAUCCUUCUCACACUCUCAGGACCACAUCCCUCCCUCUCCGAGCCUCACCGGCAGCAAGUUCUGGGCCCACCGGUAGACCAUCGCGAGCCCCCGCCCGAUUCUUCCCCCGAGCAAAAAGAUCCUAGCCCCAAUCCCGUUGAUGAGCUUGUUCGGGCCGGUCUCUCAACCCAUCAUCUACCCGAUACUCCAUCGAUAUUCAGCCCCUCCCCUCUAUCUCAAUCAAUCGAACGACUACCCCCUGCUAACUUAGGCAAUCUCACCGAUCCGUUCGUGGGCCGGCAGGCCAAGUCGGCUCCACCCGCUUCGAGUUUGGCCCUCUUCGCACCCCUCCCCAGCCCGCAUCCUUCCACUCCACAACAAGUAUUUCAACAAAUUGAACUCGUGCCGAUCGAAGAUACCAAGAACCUCUCAACACAUUCAUAUUCAAAUACAACUUCCUCCCUGCAUCACAAACGUUCAUUUGUACGCCAUCGACGAGAUUCUAAUGGGCCCACCCAGACUUGGCCCGGGACUGAUACAGUCUUUGCUACGAAGACAGUAUUUAUCAGUCAAGCCUCGCCAGCCACAACAGUCUAUGUGAGCAACGGACAAAUCAUCACAACUUACAUACCUGCCUCGUCAUCACCAACGCCCUAUGUGAACAAUCCAAACAAUCCGUAUCCUGGGAUUUGGGUUACCCCCAGUGGAAACCCCAACAUUGUCAUUGCAACGGUGACAGCCAUGAGCUCAGCGCGCAAAUUUGUGUGGGAUGAAUACUAUACAAACAACGCCAGUUGGUGGGCGAUGAUGGCUCUGAUCAAUUUGUUCAUCUGUUUCUUCACCUUCCUCGGCUUCGGAUUCGUCAGCUUCGGCUUAUAA